Messenger RNA from Capsella rubella, 1971 nucleotides. RefSeq names its product sulfate transporter 1.3. NCBI's taxonomy places the organism in Eukaryota, Viridiplantae, Streptophyta, Magnoliopsida, Brassicales, Brassicaceae. Gene Ontology annotation, molecular function: secondary active sulfate transmembrane transporter activity. The coding region runs from base 1 to 1971 and encodes 656 amino acids. Gene Ontology annotation, biological process: transmembrane transport. Gene Ontology annotation, cellular component: membrane. The transcript has 12 exons. The record is from RefSeq and is a predicted model, not a curated record.
AUGUCGGCUAGAGCUCAUCCUGUGGAUGGUGACGAAGAUAUCUCCGCGGCUGAUGUAUCUUUCCCGCAGCAAAGAGAUACACCGUAUGUCCACAAAGUUGAAGUUCCUCCCAAGCAAAACCUCUUCAAUGAGUUCAUGUACACUUUCAAAGAAACUUUCUUCCACGAUGAUCCUCUAAGGCAUUUUAAGGACCAGUCUGUGUCCAAGAAGUUCACGCUCGGUAUCCAGUCUGUCUUCCCGGUUAUCGAGUGGGGAAGAAAAUAUAAUCUUAAGAUGUUUCGCGGUGAUCUCAUUGCCGGUUUAACCAUUGCUAGUCUCUGCAUUCCUCAGGAUAUUGGAUAUGCAAAGCUCGCUAGUCUCGACCCUAAGUAUGGUCUAUAUUCAAGUUUUGUUCCUCCAUUGGUGUACGCAUGUAUGGGAAGCUCAAAGGAUAUAGCCAUCGGACCGGUAGCAGUGGUUUCACUCCUAUUAGGCACUCUGCUUCGGGCAGAGAUCGAUCCCAACACAAACCCUAAUGAAUAUCUCCGCCUAGCCUUCACCUCAACGUUCUUUGCCGGUGUCACUCAAGCUGCACUCGGUUUCUUCAGAUUAGGUUUCUUGAUUGAUUUCUUAUCCCAUGCGGCGAUAGUAGGGUUCAUGGGCGGAGCAGCCAUCACCAUUGCUCUUCAGCAGCUCAAAGGAUUCCUUGGAAUCAAUAAAUUCACCAAGAAAACCGAUAUCAUCGCGGUUCUUAGCUCAGUAAUCAGUUCAGCCCAUCACGGAUGGAAUUGGCAAACAAUACUCAUUAGUGCAUCUUUCUUGAUCUUCCUUCUACUCUCCAAGUUCAUUGGGAAGAAAAACAAGAAACUAUUUUGGAUUCCAGCGAUUGCUCCAUUAGUAUCUGUCGUCAUUUCAACCUUCCUCGUCUACAUAACCCGAGCCGACAAGAAAGGAGUUCAGAUAGUGAAACAUCUCGACAAAGGUCUAAACCCUUCUUCUUUGCGUCUAAUAUAUUUCUCCGGCGAUUACCUUCUCAAGGGCUUUCGCAUAGGCGUUGUCUCAGGCAUGGUUGCCUUGACGGAAGCUGUAGCGAUAGGAAGAACAUUUGCAGCAAUGAAAGACUACCAAAUCGAUGGUAACAAAGAGAUGGUAGCAUUAGGAGCAAUGAACGUGAUCGGUUCGAUGACCUCUUGCUAUGUAUCCACUGGUUCGUUCUCAAGAUCAGCCGUCAACUUCAUGGCCGGAUGUCAAACAGCAGUCUCCAACAUCAUCAUGUCAAUCGUCGUCCUCUUAACGCUUCUCUUCCUUACUCCUCUUUUCAAAUACACACCCAACGCGAUUCUUGCAGCCAUUAUCAUCAAUGCCGUGAUUCCUUUGAUCGAUGUUAAUGCCGCCGUCUUGAUAUUCAAGAUCGACAAGCUCGAUUUCGUUGCUUGUAUGGGAGCUUUCUUUGGUGUCAUAUUUGUAUCCGUUGAGAUUGGCCUUCUCGUUGCCGUGGGCAUAUCUUUUGCCAAGAUACUCUUGCAAGUUACGAGACCUAGGACAGCAAUUCUUGGAAAGAUUCCAGGGACUUCGGUUCACCGGAAUAUCAACCAGUAUCCUGAAGCGACUAGGAUUCCCGGAGUUUUGACAAUUCGUGUUGACUCAGCGAUUUACUUCUCCAACUCCAAUUAUGUCAGGGAAAGAAUUCAAAGAUGGUUGACAGAUGAAGAAGAGAUGGUGAAAGCUGCAAGCUUGCCUAGGAUCCAGUUUCUGAUCAUCGAAAUGUCACCUGUUACGGACAUCGAUACUAGCGGUAUUCACGCCUUAGAAGACUUGUAUAAGUCUCUCCGAAAACGAGACAUUCAGUUGGUUUUAGCGAAUCCAGGAUCGGUGGUCAUACAUAAACUACACGUUUCUCACUUCGCAGACAUGUUAGGACACGACAAAAUCUAUCUAACGGUGGCCGAAGCCGUGGAUUCUUGCUCUCCGAAACUCUCAGACGAGGUUUGA